Molecule: messenger RNA, 1535 nt
Organism: Perca flavescens (yellow perch)
Lineage: Eukaryota; Metazoa; Chordata; Actinopteri; Perciformes; Percidae
Exons: 6
Coding region: 273-1211 (312 amino acids)
Source: RefSeq, a predicted model, not a curated record
AUGACGUACCUGCGCUGCUCUUCCUUCUCUGCGCGCCUCUCGGCGCCUCUGCACGCAUUUCAACUCGUUAAGUAAAAUAAAUAGAUACAGUUAUCACCACAGCGAUCUAUUCAAGUCAGUAAGUUGUUGUUCAAACCUUUCACCAUGCAGGUAGGAGUUUAAUGGGACGAUGAAUGAUCUAAAACGUUAAUAGAAUUACUAGAGCUCUCCUCCAACAACUGAAACUGCAGCAGGCUAAUGUUAGCCAUAAGUUGGUGUUUCUGCUCGUCACUAUGAGUGAUUCAGAUAUGGACGAUAACCUGCUUGAUCAAGAGCUUAUUGAUGACCUCCAAAAUGCUGAUGACCUGCUUGGUGAGCUGCAGAAAGAGGAGGCAGCACCACCAGCGAGGACAUCCAAGUCAACAGUCAGGUGGAGAAAGAGAGACAUUGAUGAGAAUGUACUCUAUGCAAGGCCAAGGUCACACAGGAAUCAGUCAGAAGAAGUUGGUCAUGAUCAGAUUCCUAAUCCUCCCUGCGACACUGCUGAUCAUGGCACUAACUCUGAGGUGGCCUUUGCUCCAGAGACUGCUUCAAAGACCAUCUCUGCUGAAUGUCUUCUGCAAGAUCUGCAGCACUCAUUGAGUGUCUCUCAAAUCUGCAGUCAAUGUGGGAACAACUGUGCAACUGUCAGAUGCAGAGACUGCUUACCAUGUUCAUUCCUUUGUUCUGAAUGCGACAUCAGCCGGCACAACAAAACCUACAGCCUUCACAACCGGGAUACCAUGUGUGCUGGUUUCUUCCAGCCAUUACCUCCAACCAGUUGCGUUGUGGAUAAUGCUGUUACACACUGUGAUGCCUGUCCAAAUCUGUGGCUGUCCACCAGAGGCACUGCGGGUCAUACAAGGAAAGUCAGUUGCUUUGGUCACAAUAAAUGGUCACUGGAAGGGGCAUUUGUGGUGGGGAGUGGUUGGCAGCCCAAGAGACUUCCUACAGAUCCAGGAGUAAGGUGGAUGAGGAGGGACUGGAGCUGGCAGUUUGCGGGCACGGUGUCUUGCUGGCUGCCCUUAACAUGUUCAGGGGUGAAAUAUAUGCAUACCCCAUGUUCUUACAGAACCAGCUUGUGCCCAAGCACGACAUCACCUUCUUCUGUAUGGAUGUUGCAUGUAAAUACUGGCCCUACCUACAGAGAGUUUGUUCGGACUGUCCAGAGCUCCAGUCUCUUCAAAACAUGAGGCCCUUCCUGUCGGUUUUGCAUGCUAAAGCCCACGACUUCAAAUGUGAGGUUGGUAAUAACGUAAAAUCCCAAAAAGUGAUUAAAGGAAAGAACAAUUAUAUACCAGAGUAACGUAUGUAUACUUCUGUCAAGGAAGUUAUGUUUUAACCUGUGUUUAUUGUAUAUGUGAAGUAUGUGUUUGUUUUAGAUCUUAUACAUACAGUGGCUUGAAAAAGUAUUCAUACCCCUUGAACUUUUCCACAUUUUGUCACGUUACAACCACAAAUGUAAAUGUAUUUCAUUGGGAUUUUAUGUGAUAGACCAACACUAAGUGGCGCAUAAU